CCGUGGCGUGAACACCUACUUUAGCGAAAAUUACAAGGUGGAAAACUUUUACGCCAAUAUUUAAAACAUCGUUAAUUUUUUUGAUUGUGCAUUUGUGAUAUUUAACGUAAUAUGGCAUAAUUCGGAUUAUUUUGCCAUAUUAAUUUAUAGGAAUAAAUCAAAACUUAAUAACAAAAUAAUGUAAACUAAAACAAUAGUUAUGGAAAAAAAUGGCAGUGAUGCCAGAGUUAUUGGUUUAAUAAAUUGUAUAAGAACGGAUCUGUGUAUAAAUGGAUGUGCAUAAUUGGUUCUGUUUUCUGAUUCUUCAACUGCAUUUGGUAUUUUUCAUAAGAGGAGAGGAUGGUGCGCAAAGUACACAUCAUCGUACAGAUGAUAGUCUAGCCAAAAUCGACUACAAAGACGAUAGCAAAACACUAGACUUUCUAAUGAACGUUAACAAUGAGGGGAAAGACUAUUUCCUACCGCCGAUAUUCUCAAGCAACGAAGAAGACGAAGAAGAAGAUGAAGCAGACCAUUCUUACUUAGAUUACGACUACGACAAUAAAGAAACUAAUUAUAAAGAUUCACCCGAUGUGGCAACAGUCAGCAGUGAUACGCAAGACGUAUUGCCAGAUGACAAAAUACCACUGCAUAGUGCUAAAGACAACUUACCCGUUUUUUUAUUGGAGCCUGAAAACACGUAUGUCGUGAAAAACAAACCAGCUACACUUAAGUGCCGUGCUGCAAAUGCACUAGAAGUGUAUUUUAAAUGCAACGGAGUAAAAACACAAGCGGCAAACUUCGAGUUUGUUGAUCCGCAAACCGGUGUCCGAAUUAUUGAGGGUGAAUACAGAGUUACGAGGGAACAUGUCGAGGAAUACUUCGGCACAGAGAAAUAUCAAUGUUCCUGCUUUGCUUGGACGAGUAGAGGACAAAUAAGGAGCCAACCAGCCACGGUUGAGCUUGCUUAUAUAAAGAAGCACUUCUCAGUAGCACCACAGUCGCAGCUCGCUAAACAACACACACCAGUUACCUUCAGAUGUGAGCCACCUCAAGCAGCACCAUUCGCUCAGCUGUACUGGCUGAAGAAUGACGCUCCAGUCGUUGUGGAUGACAAUGUUCAGCUGACCAAAGAGGGUGACUUGGUUAUUAAACAGGUGUCUUUACAAGACAUGGCGAACUACACCUGCGUCGCGGAAAAUUUAGCCGGAAAAAGGAUGUCUGAACCGGCUCUGCUUACUGUAUUCGUGAACGGAGGUUGGACGGCUUGGUCCACUUGGGCAGACUGUUUCUGUGCGGGUCAGGUCCGGGAACACCGUGAGGGUCGGGGCAGAAGAAGAAUACGAACAUGCACCUCACCUCGACCCUUAAAUGGAGGUCAACCUUGCAUAGGACCCAGUGUACAGAAGACCCAGGACUGCUUAGAUUGUGACUUGGAUAUGUACGUGGAUAAUUUGGACGAGUUGGCUGAUGAAUCGUCCGAUAUAAUAUUGGGUCGUUGGUCCCAAUGGUCUGAAUGGUCCAGAUGCGAUUCCGACUGUCUGCACACCAGAAGAAGACGAUGUAUAACAAGCACCGCUUGCCUCGGCAAAGAUUAUCAAGUUGCACAAUGUCCUAUGUGUGUUAGAACAUCUAAAUCCGAUAUUAUACAUGAUGGGUCUUCAUAUUGGCCACUAUUAAUUGCGUUAUCGAUAGCAUUUCUUAUAUUUAUUGUGGUUGUUGUAUUGGGUAUUAAAUACAUGAAGAUAAGAAUGGCGGACGACUCUCCAUAUGUCAAACCACCACCAGGUACAAACUAUUUUGGGAAUGUGAUAAAAAGAACUCUAACAAACCAGCCAGACUUGACAAUACAUGAAGAGUUCCAUACAGUUGACUCCAGACGUACUCACAGACAAACGAGUACUUCUACCAACGCUCGCAAUGAACAUCUCUAUGAAGUACCUCAGUUGGCUAACAGUUACAUCUCCCCAAUAGACCACGAGAGAGAGGUAAGAGCUCUUGGCGCAGAGAGUUACGCUUGCAAGGACAAGGAGUCAGAUCGAUCUGACUCCAGCUGCUUUUUGAGCUCAGGUUCAUCGUAUGGGAAUGAAAGUGUAGAAAUGUCGCCGUCGCUUAAAAACAACGCUUCUGUAGACUCAAAAUUUCUGAAUUCCCAAUACUUGGAAACGGCGACAUCUAAAAUCAUCAACAGUGAUGGUGGUUGGCUCAAUUUGGAGAAAUGUGGAGUUAGAUUGUUCAUUCCUGACGGUGUUGUUGAAAAAGGCGAGGAACUGUUCUCCGUUGAAGUCACUGAUGAGGAGUGGAAUAAGCCGAUGUUACAAGAAGGUGAAACGCAAUUAAGCCCUGUUAUAAGAUGCGGGCCGAAAAAUUUCCACUUUUGCAAAGGAGUCGUUCUAACAUUUCCACAUUGUGCAGCAAUUAAAAACUCUAGCUGGGUGCUCUCCAUCCUGCAAAAACCUGAAGAAAUCAACUCAAGGGAAUGGAGAAAAGUUCUAACUCUUGAUCAAGAAACACCCGGCACUCCUAUAUUUGCACAAGUUGAUCCAGCAAAAGUGUUUCUUGUUUGUGAAUUCUUGAGUGACUAUGUUCUUAUUGGUAGAAGCUUUAAUGCAUCGGAUGCCAAAUUGUUAAAAUUAGCUCUAUUUUUUAGCAAACGAAUUGACGGUUAUUAUAAUCUUCAUUUACACGCUUUUAAUGAUACGCCGUACGCAUUUUAUGAAUGUUACGAAAGUGAACGGCGCACCGGCGGUUUCCUCCUUUGUGAUCCUAAAACAAUUUACUUUGAAGAGAAUUGUUCAGAUUUGUGUGUAUGUGUUAGGGAUGUUGGUGUCGGCUGGAAGAUUCAGUCUGGAGGAAAAUACCAGGAACUCUCCUACGCCCGCCUAUGGAAUAUGAAUGUCAGCUCUUUACACUGUAUCUUCAUCCUCCAACAGACCGAUGCUAUGAAUAGCCUAGAUUUAAACAUCACGGUAUAUCAAAGACAAAAGCAAUCUAGCUCAGUCAAUUUUAACUUAAAAACAAACGAUAUUAAUUCGAAUUUCAAUUGUAAUAAACGUUUCAGCUACUCAGGUUUGGAUAUGGGUUACAGCGUUAAUACUCUCGAGAAUCCAUUCAACUAUUCGUCUUUGUCAAAAAAAGAGAGCCGAUACGAUUGCGUUCACAGAAACAACGGCAUUCGGAGGAGUAGUUUUACUGUAGACAAUAACUAUUUUAGAUCUAACAUUUUAACAAAAUCCGAUCGAGUUAUUCUUUGUAAACUAUUGGACUGUCAGACUUCUAAAGGCAACGAUUGGAGAUUGCUCGCGGAAAAGUUGAAACUUUCAGCCUUCUACUAUUAUUUCUCUAAUACUUGUUCUCCAACUGAGAAUAUUCUAAAUCUUUGGAUAUGUAGGAACAACGACAUAAGUAUGCUAGUGAGUUUAUCGAGAAUAUUUAGAGAGAUGUCUAGGAUAGAUUGCGCGACUGUUGUCGAGAGACGCUGUUUUCCUAAUAAUUAGACUGACUUUUUUAAGUCUAUUUUUUCACUCUAGUCAUUGUAUACGUUUACUUCAACGAUCACACUGCGCUUAGUAAUUGCGUGUACAAGCAAAAACCAUUACAGCUGGUCGAAUACUUGUCACUAGCUUUAUGUUAACAUAUGUUCAAGCAUUAGGUAUAUUCGACCAGAAUACUUUGUUAUUCCAAAGUAUGUUAUUUGCUUUACUUAGUAAAACUCGAAUGCAUAGCAAAUAUAUAUAUACACAAAGUAAAACUGUUUGAGUAGCUCGUUAAGCAAAUUAAUUAGAAGAGAAUUGAUGUUGACAGAUACUAUUUUUAGGUUAGAUUAAGUUCAUUUUGUACCUAACGAAAGUUAUUGUAUUGCGAAAAUAGGAAACCUACUAAAUUAUAUAGAUAACAUUUUUUUGUUUUUUUGAACACCUGAUUUAUUUUUUAAUUUGAAAUCAGACAGCCUUUUCGUUCGGGCUCAGUUAAUAUACGUAGAUCAACAUACUAUUAUGUUCCAAGAAAGUAUUAUAAAGAAUUUAAAUUUGCUAUCUCGGCCGCUUUCAGAAAUGAAAGUCGAAGGCUUUUUGCCUAAUUUGAGAUUUAAUGGUUCUUCAUAAAAAAUGCUAUCUUCAAAUAAUUGUAUCACUCAAUGAAGUUGCAAUGUAAAACGUAGAGAGUAAAGUUUUUCUUUACAAAGAGAGAAUGUUUACGAAACAUAAUUAGUUGUGUAUAGUUAUUAUAUGAACCAAAUAGAAAAUGUAAUGUAUUGUUUGGUUAAGGAAUAUUAAAAAAAAAUGAUUUUAGUAGUGAUUUAAAAUUUUUGAAGUAAAUAUUUUAA
Molecule: messenger RNA, 4303 nt
Organism: Bicyclus anynana (squinting bush brown)
Lineage: Eukaryota; Metazoa; Arthropoda; Insecta; Lepidoptera; Nymphalidae
Product: netrin receptor UNC5B-like
Exons: 13
Coding region: 270-3476 (1068 amino acids)
Biological process (GO): netrin-activated signaling pathway; motor neuron axon guidance
Cellular component (GO): membrane
Molecular function (GO): protein binding; netrin receptor activity
Source: RefSeq, a predicted model, not a curated record